Messenger RNA from Esox lucius (northern pike), 8049 nucleotides. It is a transcript of the gene anks1aa, whose product is annotated as ankyrin repeat and SAM domain-containing protein 1A. Gene Ontology annotation, cellular component: cytosol. Bases 262 to 3858 code for a protein of 1198 amino acids. The transcript is spliced from 25 exons. The record is from RefSeq and is a predicted model, not a curated record. Gene Ontology annotation, molecular function: protein binding. NCBI's taxonomy places the organism in Eukaryota, Metazoa, Chordata, Actinopteri, Esociformes, Esocidae.
GCUUGAGACUGGGCCGGGCGGAGGAAGUUUGCUCUGUGGUGCUGAACGAAACUUUUCCCUGGAGCGACAGUGGGGGAUCAGAAAUACUGAAAAAUUGUCCCGCUAGAGCAUCAGAUCCAGCCGCGGAGGGAAUUCUGUUUUCACGGCGUUGAAAGACCAAGCAUCUACGAUUGUGAAAUUGCCUGAGAACAUCAAAAGGAUUUUUCCCCCUACGUUCUAACCCCCGCUUUCCCCAAUCCUGUUACCCCUUCUUGAUCCGAGAUGGGGAAGGAGCAGGAACUUCUAGAGGCGGCGCGUACAGGAAAUCUUGCCGCCGUGGAAAAGCUUCUCUCUGGCAAACGACAGUCGUCUGGAAGUGGCAGUGGAUCAUCGGGGGCUGGUGGAAGCAGCAAUAGCAGUGGUCACAAUGCUUCUCACCCGCUUUCCAGCCUUCUCAGUAUCUGGAGGGGUCCUAAUGUGAACUGUGUGGACAGCACUGGGUACACUCCUCUACACCACGCGGCCCUGAACGGACACAGUGAGGUUGUGGAGGCGCUGCUUCGCAACGAGGCCUUGACCAACAUCGCUGACAAUAAGGGCUGCUACCCCCUGCACCUGGCCGCAUGGAAGGGGGAUCAACGUAUCGUCAGGCUGCUCAUUCAUCAAGGCCCAUCACACCCCAAACUCAACGAACAGAGCUCUUCUGUAGAGCACAAAGAGUUCAAACGCUGCGGGCCCUUUGACCUGCAUAUGAAUGCCAAGAACAACGACAACGAGACCCCCCUCCACUGUGCUGCCCAGUACGGCCACUCUGAGGUGGUCCGUCUGCUGCUGGAGGAGCUGACCGACCCCACCAUGCGCAACAACCGGUUCGAGUCUCCGCUGGACCUGGCGGCGCUCUACGGCCGGCUGGAGGUGGUCAAGCUGCUGCUCACCGCCCACCCCAACCUGCUCAGCUGCAACACCAAGAAACACACGCCGCUGCACCUGGCCUCGCGCAACGGACACCUGCCUGUGGUGGAGGUGCUGCUGGACGCCGGCAUGGACAUCAACUACGAGACGGAGAAGGGCAGUGCCCUCCAUGAAGCCGCUUUGUUUGGGAAGACCGAUGUGGUGCAGAAACUCCUGAGUGCAGGGAUUAAUGUGAACAUGCUGGACAACAGGGGUCUGACAGCGCUGGACACUGUUAGAGAGAUGCCAUCACAGAAGAGUCGGCAAAUAGCAGCUCUAAUCCUGGGUCAUAUGUCAGGAAAUCCACCUGAUUUGCCUCCUCCCCCUGUCCCUCCACCUAAUGACAGCCCUUGCCAGAGGAAAAAGGUUGAGCUGGAAGUAGUGAGUGAGCUGAUUUCGGGACUUGCCCCGGGGGCUGAAGAGGAGAGCCCGUACGAAGCUCUGUUUGAGGCCACCUCCUGCCAUUCUCUGGACAGCUUGGCUAGCGGCAAGUCCUCCGACAGAGACUCUGGGCGACCUGACAGUGAAGCUGGAAAGGUUGGUGUCAAAGUCUGCCUUCCAAAAGAUCGACUGGCUCAACAAUCACAUCCUGUCCCAGGCCAUGAAGAGGUUAGUUCAGAGGCCCUGUACACUAACAGCAGUAUCGAUGAGAGGGGGGAGACAGCCGACGAGGAGCACACUUACGAGCUGCUGCUGUCCGCCCAGACCAAAGCCCCCCAGGCGAGGCCGGACCCUGCGUCCCAGAAAGAUGAGAACACUACAGGCCCCCAGUCUUCUAACAGUGCCCUACCUCAGCAGCGGAAGCCCAACGCCCCUAGUGACCUCCGGCCGCCAGGCAAGACGGGGGACACCCUGAAGCCCCCUGGAUCUCCCGUGGUUGGGCCUGGACGGGCGGGCGUCCGUCCCCCUGGUGAUAACUCCCUGCUUGGCCAGGACCUGGCCGCCGUACCCGAAGUGUUCACCGGCCUCCUGCACGGGUCCUCGCCGGUCUUCGACUGUCGGGAGGAGCCCCACAGCAGACUGCCAGGUGAAGUCCAGACACAGCCCGGCCAAGGGUCCCAGUCAGCGCCGGCUCCGAAGGUUUCCACCAAAGCAACGGAAGCGCCGCCGCCCCCUCUGCCUCCUCUGAACAUCAACAUGGCUGCCAUCCUCACAGACUGUGACCCCAAAGCCAUAUAUGCCACGGUUUCUAAAGGGGAGCCCAGGGACAGGGACUUUGUGUCAGGGGCUUUGCCCGCUGGCAGGAUGUGUCCUCCCAGGGACCUUAAGCUGGCCCGCAGUCUCUCCAAGUCCGACUCUGACCUUUUGGUGUCACCGCCCAGCGAGGAGGAGGCCGGUCUGGGCAGUCGCAGUGAGUCCGUCUCUAAUUGCAGUGCCGCCAAGAAGAGGCUGGAGAAGUCGCCAUCGUUUGCUUCUGAAUGGGAUGAGCAGAUACCUCCCACACUACCUGCUCGGAGAUCUCAGUCCAUUGAAAGUAUUGAGAAGAUCAUGACACUGAUUGGAGCAGGCAUUGAUUUCUCCAGAGACCAGCAGUACGCUACCCCAGGUGGGGCUUCGGGGCGUCUGCUGGACCAGCCCGUGGGGGACUGGCUGGAGCACGUGGGGCUGCCGCAGUACGAGAGCAAGCUGCUGCUCAACGGCUUCGACGACCUGCACUUCAUGGGUAGUAAUGUGAUGGAGGACCAAGACCUACGAGAGAUUGGCAUCUCAGACCCGGGACAUCGAAGGAAGCUCCUGCAUGCAGCUCGGUCUCUGCCCAAGGUGAAGGCCCUGGGCUGCGACGGCAGUAGCUCUCUCUCCUCGUGGCUGGAACUCCUGGGCCUGCAAGAGUAUCUGCACAACUUCCUGUCCAGUGGAUACCGCAGUCUUGACUGUGUGAAGAACCUGUGGGAGCUGGAGAUUGUCAAUGUGCUCAAGAUCACCCUCCUGGGACACAGGAAACGCAUCAUUGCCUCGCUGGCCGAGCGUCCCUAUGAGGAGGCUCCUGUAAAGCCCCCGCGCCUUUCCCAGAUCAGGUGUCAGGACCUGCUGCCCCAGACCUCCUCGCCCCUCACACCCCUCGACUCCUACACGGGUCGCUCCAUGGACCCCCUCCUGCCCCUGGGGGAGCCUGGGAGGAGGAAGGGUCCCGAGCCUGAUUAUGACGUGGCCCCCCAACGGGCCCGCGCUGAAAGGGCCCUCCCGCAGGAGAGGUAUGAGGAGAGGCAUCGGGAGCCCCGUCUGACCCUGCGACCCCCGAGCCUGGCCGCCCCCUACACCCCGGUGCAGAACUGGCACCACCAACCGGAGAAGCUCAUCUUCGACACCUGUGGCUAUGAAGCCAAUUACCUGGGAUCUAUGCUCAUCAAGGAGCUACGGGGAACCGAGUCCACCCAGGACGCCUGUGCCAAAAUGAGGAGGUCAACAGAGCAGAUGGGGAAGGUGCCUACAAUCGUCCUCUCCAUCACAUACAAAGGAGUGAAGUUCAUCGACGCCGCCAAUAAGAACAUCAUAGCCGAGCAUGAGAUCCGGAACAUCUCGUGCGCGGCUCAGGACCCGGAGGACCUGUGCACGUUUGCCUACAUCACCAAGGACCUGCAGACCAGCCACCACUACUGUCAUGUGUUCAGCACAGUAGACGUGAACCUGACCUAUGAGAUAAUCCUGACGUUGGGACAGGCGUUUGAGGUAGCCUAUCAGCUCGCUCUCCAGGCCCAGAGGAACAAACAGCACCAGGGCACCACAGCAGGAGCCGGGACCGAGGUCAUUGAAACCAAAUCCAGCCGACCAGUUCCCAAACCACGGGGAAGUGUAAGGAAAACGGGGGCAGAGCCGUUGGAGCUGGAGCUGGACUCCCAGUCCCAGGGCAGCGCCACAUGGCUGGUGGACCCUGUCUCCAAGGACUCCAAGAGGACCAUCAGCACGAAGUACGAGACCACCAUAUUCUGAAUGGACCUGCCACCUAUCCUCCAGUCCCCGGACCUACCGCACCUUCUCCUCCCCCUUCCUCCUCCUCCUCCUCCUGUGUGCCUUGCACUGUGACUCUGGCUCCUGCUUCUCUCAUCUGGAAGGGGGGGUCCCUCCUGCCUUCCUCUGUCUCCCUUCACCUCCUGCUCUCCUCUUCCACUCUUUUACCCUGCUGGCUGAGGCUCUCGGCUCCUCGUCUUCUCCCCCAGGCAUCCUACCACUUCCAUGACUUGCCCUCCCUGUGCUGUCCAUGCGUCACCGCUGUCCUCCCACUGACCACGUGUACUUGGUUGUGCUAACUGGACCACCCCUGCUCCUUUGCUCUGGUCAAUAGCUGCCGCCUCCCACUCGGCCCUUAAUCAUUCGAACCCAGGGAUCGUCAGUUUUUCAGACCUAAGCAUUUAGUUCCCCUCGUCUUUGUGGCCAAAAAGCAAGAAUGAGCCUCCUACGACCUCCCCCCUGUCUCGUUUCCUCAAGAACCCUGUGCUUCUCUCACAUUCACAUUUGCACUGCCUAAACACUUGCUUUUCAUUUUGUAUUGUGUGCUGCUGUUAUUUGUAUCAUUUACAUAUGCUUGUAGACUCAGUGAAAUGAUUUGACAGAUCCAGUAACGUGGCUGUGAUGUGUGUAAAACAGCUAGUGUAAUCCACAUUGUUCCGUGGUAGCUAUCUCUUUUAUAUACUCCUAAAGUACCACCCACCCAACUCUUCUGGAACAAUCCAUCAUUUCUCCUCACCCCUUUUUUCAUUCCUUUUAAUCAUCAAUUGUUCUUCUCUGGGUGCUUUUCCUGUUCUAACAGGCGAUGGCCACUGUGAGGCGCUCUUGAAGAACGUUUCUUAUAUUCUGAACUAUAAACUCUUUGACUCCAGUGUUCAGAAAAAAAGAUUGAUUCUCAACAGUCAAGGAUCACCUACCUGGAAGAACAUCUUUUCUAACAGAACCUGUGAAAGAAACACUUCCAUUGUAUUAGUUUCUCUGUAACGGGACGGGUAACUCUUUUCAUAGCACUAAACCCAACAUUCCUAGGAUUGGUCUAUGUGGGUUUACAGUGGGAGUGUUUAUACAUAUCCUAUUAGUAUAUACACUGUUUAUGUCAGUUUAACGGACGCUGUCCGGGAAACUGGCCCUCUGUGUCAUGCUGCCAAAGCAGGCUAGGAUCCAGCACUGUGAACUUGUGGAGUUAAUAUUAAUGGGGCCUUGGUUCAGGAAUGACAGUAGGAAAGACUGGACUCCAAUGCUUACACAGAAUAUAGCCAGGGCUGGAUCUACCACACUGGGGUCUUCUGCCCUGACAAUAUGCCUCAUUUAUUCAUAUAUUUAUUUAAAUAGCCACCUUCCUUUAACACACUUGAAAAAUGUACAGUUUUAUAAUGUUAUUGUAUUCUGAAAUGAGACUAAGAGAAGCUUUAAAGCUAAUUUGCCGAAAUACUGUAACUGUUCCCACAAGGUUGAAAGAAACAUAUUUAAGGGACUUUUUCUGCUAUUUUACAUGUUGUGUUGACAGAUGCUGUCUUUGGGUGCGUCCCCAAGGGGUCUCCACCAAACAGGGGAAAUCCCUUGCGUGCCCAUUCGGUAAUCCAGCCCUGAAUAUAUACUAGUUUCUUAUGUAGAGGUACUCCCUGUUAAAGACAGCUUUGUGAGAAAUCUAUCUGAGCAUGCCUUUCUCCUUUUGUGACUGAGAUUACUUCGAUUUUAUAUCUAGUAUUUCCUGAUUUGGAGUGUCUUGAGCGUGAAUGCGUGGACGCUGGGGGAAUACCAACGUGAAUCCAAAAUGAUAAGAUGUGAAAUGUAUUUGAGGAAUUCAUUCAAUAGAGUAUGAGCCAUAGGGGUGCACCAACUGCAUGUAUUCUACUCUAGCCACCCGUAAUGGACCUAGGUGAUGGUUCUUGGGUUGUAAUCCAGCCUAACCGGUGCAUCAGUCAAUACAGAGCUGAUUGGUGUCGAUAACCUUAAGGAAGGGGAGGAAAGCUUUUCAGGUCUUUCAUCGGAGAGCUAACAGGAUGUGUGUGGAAAUGCAAGUGUGCCAUCGUUCACGAUCCAAGCAUGUCUUAAUGGACUGGAAGACGACGGCAGGACCUUGUCAGUGCACUGACGUUUGUGUUGUACAGCAUUAUGUGUUGUUGCUCUGCUAGAUUCUGUCGGUUUUAAAUGAAAUCAGUGUUCACAUCAAAAUCAACAUCUAACUUAUCACCAUUUCAAUUAGUGAAUACACCCGGUCAACAUACUGAAGGUUCAAACAGUCCAGUGGAGGCCCUUUCUUUUUUUAUCUUUUUUUUUUACUCUUUUCAUUUUUACAACUCAUGCCUUCUGUGGCCAUGUUGCCUGUCUCUGUCUGAUUUAGAAUCCACCCUGUCUAAAAAUGCCUAGCCGCAUUUGGUCAUUCUUUGUAUUUCUUGGCCGUUUUCAUUUCAGUUGGUGUGUGUUUCUAUUAUUUUAACCCCAGUUGGUGUGUGUUUCUAUUAUUUUAACCCCAGUUGGUGUGUGUCUUCCUCCCAUGUAGCUGACUACCAUGGAAAGAUCCCCAGCCAGAGUGAGGUCAGGGGUGACUCAGACCCAUGGUCAUGUGUUGUGGUGCAGGAUGCCUUUUUGGAACCAGGAAGAAGUUCUGGCCCGCUUCCCAUGGCCCCCUCCAACCACAGGGCGCCAUGAUUUAAUAAACCAGGAGGGCAUUACCUGUCUGCCACCCUCAGCCCUCACCUCAUCUUCCACUCCACUACAGGGUGCAGUGCUGUAGCUCUUUUUAGACAGCUCCUGGCUCCUUUCAUCCAGCCCUGUCCACUUUCAUCCAGACUGUCCCCCAGCCAGCAGGCCCAACCAACUUACAUACACACUGGACAAUGGAUCCAAUGUUUUAAAGCUUGGUUUAUUUUAAAGCAGUUGUCACAAGGUGAGUGUAUGUUUGGUACGCGUCCAUCCUUCAAUGUGAUCAAUUCAAUGUUUUUGGUAAAUCUUGUUUACCCUUUACAGAGUAGGGAUUGCUGUUAAGACUGUAUUGAAAAGAUAGAUACCUCGCUAUUUUACGGCUUCAGUCAACUCCUGCUCGUAUGGCCCUUUUCCAUAAACUCACUUUGGUCUUCACUGAGGGCUAUGCUUAGCUUGUUUACUUUUCUGACAGGGAAUUUUGUAUAGGUACGGAUAUUGUUAAUCAACAUAAAUUAUAAUGUAGAUCCUAUCUGGAUGUCUCUGUGCAAUACCAAUGGGAAGAGGGAGACAAAUGUAGAAAAAGGAAGGACUUAUUGUUGUCCUCGGGAAGCUAUACCCAGACGGUACGAUUAGCUAGAAUGAUUAUAAUGUAAAAUGCACCAGUACACUCACAUCUCCUUUCCAUCCAAGCACCAGGUCAGCUACAUCAAAGCAGAACAUAACUUAUAAAGCUACAAUAAAUGCUAGAGUAAUAUUUGGGAGGAAUUUAGGGGGGCUUUUAAACUGACACAAUACUGGCAAUUGUGUAUUGGGUCUUUUUGUACGUGUGAAGAGUUCGGAUGAUGGCUGGUUUCAGAAGGUAGCCCUCAUGAUGGCAGUGUGGUCCCUAUGAUAUUGUCUGAUACAAAUUGAACGGGUCAAUCCACAAGGCCAGUCAUGGAAGGUUUUAGGUACAAUAAAGUACACAGCAUUUUCUCCCUACACAGUAUCUCUCCUGGUGCUUUAACUGUUUUGAUUGGCCGUGGCCAGCUGGAAUGUUAAGCCUUUGUUGGUAUGUUGACUAGUUAUGGUACACACUUACAUGGUACACUGUCUUCAACUGGUUGAUGUUAGCACCUGCAGCAAUCCGCCUGGUCACGCAUUUGCACAUUUGCUAAGGAUAGUGGGUAGUACAUUGGGACUGUUUCGAUGAUACUAAUGAUGAUACCUAUGAUAUUGGAUUGUAAAUUAAUCUCUAGCAGUCUGUAUUUUGAUACUUGAAUGAUUUUGCUUUUUUUAAAUAUCUAUAUAUAUGUAUAUGUAUGUACGUAUGUAAUUUUGGCCACAUUUGUCAAAAAAAGAGUAAGGACUCUGUCUUCUAAAGUUCAACAUAUCAUGAUCCACAACUGUAGAAAAUGGACUGAGAAAGAACUCAAAGGGACCUCACUACAGAAAAAAAAAGAUUGUAAAUAAUCUUGGGCUUCCAAUCUUUUUUUAUGAUUAUUAUUUUCAUAAUUGUACAACUAAUAAAUGAAGAAAUGUUGAACUAGA